Messenger RNA from Racocetra persica, 539 nucleotides. The record is from the annotation of a GenBank genome assembly. NCBI's taxonomy places the organism in Eukaryota, Fungi, Glomeromycota, Glomeromycetes, Diversisporales, Gigasporaceae.
AAGCAUGCAAACAACUGGUCAAUGAUACAAUAGAUUGGCAAUAUCAGGAAGGAAUAAUCAAUAAGGAAAAGAAAUCAAUUCUUUCAGAGUCUCUAAAAGUUGUUGAUUUAGCAGAGCAGGUAUUUGGUGCAAACCAUGCUAGAAGCCAACUUGCUAAUGAAAUCAAUGAAUGGCAUCCAAUAUCUAAAAAAGUAAAUGAAAAUAUAAGGCAAGCCUGUGUUGAGCAUGGGCAUGGUAGACGCUGGAAUGCAUCCGAUUAUCACGUCAAUGAUGUCGUAUUUAUCGAUAUGAAAGAAUGUUAUCUAGCAAGUAUGCGAGGUAAAGGAGAAUAUACACCAUGGUUCAAUAGGUUUGGAUAUCCAUCACACUACCUUGUUCGAGUUGUGGUAAAUGAAGAAUUACCGGAGGAUGAUAUCGCUGGAUUUGCGCACAUAAGAUCUUUUAAAUUUGCAUCAAAUAUAUAUUCAGUGAUUCCCAUCUGGUACAGAAAACAUUUUGCGUGUCGAAGUGGAGAAGGAUAUGAAAAAGAAAAAGGAUAG